This is a messenger RNA of Culicoides brevitarsis, 2238 nucleotides long. Its product is annotated as leucine-rich repeat-containing G-protein coupled receptor 4-like. The record is from RefSeq and is a predicted model, not a curated record. Gene Ontology annotation, molecular function: protein binding. The coding region runs from base 1 to 2238 and encodes 745 amino acids. The transcript is spliced from 2 exons. Lineage: Eukaryota; Metazoa; Arthropoda; Insecta; Diptera; Ceratopogonidae.
AUGAAAUUAUUUUUACUUUUAUUAAUUUCUAUUUUUUCACUUUCUUUGGCAGAAAUUCCUGUUUACGAGUGCGACUCUUUAACAGCUACAUUAUGUUUCUUCAAAAACGUGAAAUUGACUCCAAAUCGUUUCCACUUCCAGUUAAGAGCCGCUGGAGGAAAUAAUCCUGAAUCAAUUGCAUUUGUCGAAUUCGAGUCGAGCGUCAUUCCCGUUGUUUACGACAACAUUUGCACGGCUUUUCCAAAAACCACGAAUUUACAACUGGGCGAAUCAAAAAUUAGAGAAAUAACGGAAGAUGCCUUCCAUGCGUGUCAAAAUUUAAAAACUCUCCGUCUCCAUAAAAAUAAAAUCAAGACAUUACAUCCGAAUACGUUUCAGGGAUUGGCAAAUUUGGAAUUUCUUAACUUGGCUUAUAAUAAAAUAACUAAAAUUCCGGAUUUGAAUUUCUUUGCUGGAAUGCCAAAAUUAAACUCGUUAUUAUUGCAAUGGAAUAACCUCACAGAGUUUCCGGCAGAAUUGUUGCAACAUAAUCCAGAAAUCUUUCGUUUGUCAAUUAAUUCGAAUGAUUUGUUCGAGUUGAAUGUGAAAAAGUUGUUGGAAUAUUUGCCGAAACUCACGUAUUUUCAUUGGUUUGACAAUCAAGUGUCUUGUUCGAAAGCUCUCGAGGGAAUAGGACACUUGGAAGCUCGAGGACUUACUGAAGUGGGUUGUGAAGCAGAAAUUCCUAUUUUCAAGGGCGACUCUUCAACACCUAGAUCUUGUUUCUACGAAGAAGUUAAAUUGACACGAAAAAAUUACGAGUGGCUUCCAUCAUGUGGAAAAAUCUCCAAACCAAUCGAUUAUGUUGAAUUUGAGGACAGCGUCAUUCCCGUGGUUUAUGACAACAUUUGCACCGCUUUUCCGCACACGACAAGUUUACAACUGGGCAAAUCCGGAGUGAGAGAAAUUUUUGAAAAUGCCUUCGUUCCUUGCCCGAAUUUGAAGACACUUCGACUUCAUGCGAAUAAAAUUAAGGAAUUACAUCCAGAUACUUUCAAAGGAUUACAAAAACUGGAAUUUCUCAAUUUAGCUGAAAAUCAUUUGACUCAAAUUCCGGAUGUGAAUUUCUUCGCUGGCAUGCCAAAAUUGCAGUAUUUAUUUCUGGAAUGGAAUGAUCUGAAAGAAUUUCCGGCAGAAUUGUUGAAACAAAAUCCAGAAAUUUACCAAUUGGGACUUUAUUCGAACGAUUUGUUGGAAUUAAAUGUCAAAAAAUUGGUCGAAUACUUGCCGAAACUCAAAUUUUUCAACUGGUUCGACAACGAUAUCGCUUGUUCGCAUGCUCUCGAAGACAUGAAAUUCUUGGCAACCAAAGAAAUUUUCGAAUGGGAUUGCAGUAGCGAUUUAUGUGACAACUCGAAAUCAACGAAUUAUGAGACGGAAAAAAUUCUUGGCAACUUUACGUGUAUUCCGGAUGCGACAUGGCAAGAAUUGAAAGAUCGGGACCUUCCUGCUUACCGAUGCGAUGAUUCCAUAACUGUUUGGUGCACCUUUCAAAAUAUCCGACUAAAUUCAACAAAUUAUCGCUGGAAACCAAAAGCUAACAAAACCGAAAUUGAAUAUGUGGAAUUUGAGUCGAGCCUCAUUCCCGUCGUUUACAGCAACAUUUGCCGGGCUUUUCCAAAAAUGAAAAAUUUGCAAUUGGGUGAAUCCGGAGUCCAGGAAGUUACGGAAGAUGCAUUUUACGCGUGUGCCAAUCUAGAAACGCUUCGGCUUCAUUCGAACAAAAUUAAAGUUUUACAUCCGACAACGUUUCAAGGCGUACCGAAAAUGGCUUUUCUUAAUUUGGGUUCCAAUCUUUUGACGGAAUUUCCGGAUUUGAGUUUUUUCGCGGGCAUGCCAAAGUUGCAAAAGUUAUUCCUCGAAUGGAAUAAUCUCAAAUCAUUUCCGGCAGAAUUGCUCAAAUAUAAUCCAAAAAUGUACCAGUUGGCGCUUUAUUCGAACAAUUUGUCGGAAUUGGAUGUCGAAAAGCUGGUCAAGUAUUUGCCGAAUCUCAAGUAUUUUAAUUGGAUUGACAAUGAAAUUUUUUGUUCGCAAGCUCUCGAAGGGAUGACGUAUUUGUCGUCUCUGGGAAUCGUUCAAUGGGAUUGUGAAGAGAUGUGUGAAAAUCCUAAGAAACGCGAUUAUGUGACAGAUAAAGUGCUUGGGAAUUUUACUUGUGUUCCAGAUAAAAUAAAUGCGAAUAGUUUCUGGAAGGAUUGA